CAGCUCUUCUUCAGAAUGGAGUCGUCUAGACUUUUGAGCAUCCUGGUCUAAUGCACCCUUCUAGUGAAUGUCCAGAGAUCUGGUCUGCAUGGCUGGAUCUUUCCCAAAAGAUGCCCCAGAAUCCAAGAGAAAUGUGAAUUCAAAGAAAGGGAUGAAUGUACGAAGGACAGACAAUGUCUGGACAGCAAGAAGAAGUGUUGCAUCUUUAGCUGUGGGAAAAAAUGUUUAGACCUCCACCAAGACUUUUGUGAUCUGCCCCAAGACCCUGGUCCCUGCAAGGCUACUUUUCCUCGCUGGUGGUAUGAUAAGGGAAGCAACACCUGCUCCGAGUUCAUCUAUGGUGGCUGCCAAGGAAACAGGAACAACUUCCAAACCAAAAUCGUGUGCCAGGUCAUAUGCACCCAAAUACGUUCAUAAUCCUCACUGCAUAAGGAUGUACUGGCUCGCGAUCCAAGGCUCUGUUCGUGUGCCUGACCGAUGUUUCACGUUGGUUUCCACUGUUCUCCUCCCACGUUCCAAGGCCCCAGCUCUUCUCCACAUGGAGCCCCAGGACCUGCAUUUGCCUUCCUCUAUCUCAGCCUCUUAAACAUGGUAUCAUUCUGUUUUGACCCAUCUCUUUGCUUCUUUCCUUUAUGUCUAAUGUCUAGAGCCCCCUGCAGGCUCCCAAUUUACCCCAAUAAAGUGCUUUGUGUUGCUCUGUG
Molecule: messenger RNA, 701 nt
Organism: Suricata suricatta (meerkat)
Lineage: Eukaryota; Metazoa; Chordata; Mammalia; Carnivora; Herpestidae
Product: eppin-like
Exons: 4
Biological process (GO): negative regulation of peptidase activity
Cellular component (GO): extracellular region
Molecular function (GO): serine-type endopeptidase inhibitor activity
Source: RefSeq, a predicted model, not a curated record